GUGGAAACAAAAGUGUGGACGACUCUGAGACGACCUGAUCUUCAUCUUAACAAUCUGUUUAACAUGGAGCAGAGGAGAGAUGUAACAGCGCUUUACUGCUGCUGGAUCCUCAUCAGCUCCGUGCUGGCUGAAGACUGGACUCGUCUUCACACUGAAGAUGAGCUCUUCAGGAGAUUGUUUGGGGGCUACAGCAAGUGGACGCGUCCGGCAAGAAACAUCAGCGAUGUGGUUAUCGUCAAGUUUGGCCUCUCCAUCGCUCAGCUGAUAGAUGUGGACGAGAAAAAUCAGAUGAUGACGACCAACGUGUGGCUCAAACAGGAAUGGACCGACUAUAAGCUCCAGUGGAGUCCCUCCGACUUCGACAACGUGACAUCCAUCAGAGUUCCUUCUCAGCUCAUCUGGGUGCCAGACAUUGUGCUGUACAACAAUGCAGACGGAGAGUUCACCGUCACCCACAUGACCAAAGCCCAUGUGUUUCACACCGGUCGCGUCCGCUGGGUGCCGCCGGCCAUCUACAAGUCCUCCUGCUCCAUCGAUGUCACCUUCUUCCCUUUCGACCAGCAGAGCUGCAAGAUGAAGUUCGGCUCGUGGACAUAUGAUCGAGCCAAGAUUGACCUGGAGCCCUUUGAGAACACGGUGGACCUGAAGGAUUACUGGGAGAGCGGAGAGUGGGCGAUUGUCAAUGCCGUGGGAACUUACAACACCAAGAAGUACGACUGCUGCCACGAGAUCUACCCCGACAUCACCUACUAUUUCGUCAUCCGCCGCCUCCCGUUGUUCUACACCAUCAACCUCAUCAUCCCCUGCCUCCUCAUCUCCUGCCUCACCGUCCUGGUCUUCUACCUCCCAUCGGACUGCGGUGAGAAAAUCACGCUGUGCAUCUCUGUGCUGCUGUCACUCACCGUUUUCCUGCUGCUCAUCACCGAGAUCAUCCCGUCAACGUCGCUGGUCAUACCUCUGAUCGGGGAGUACCUGCUCUUCACGAUGAUUUUUGUCACACUGUCCAUUGUCAUCACCGUGUUUGUGCUGAACGUGCACCACCGGUCGUCGGCGACUCACACCAUGCCGCGAUGGGUUCGGAGGCUUUUCCUCUCCGUGGUGCCACGCUGGCUGUGCAUGAAGCGUCCACACCAUGCUCUCAGGCCUGUAAGGCGGCACCACCUGACCAAUAAACUCCUCCCUGUCCGGACUCCAGGCCCCUCCCACAGCGCCUCCACCUGGAUGACUCAGGAGUCUGACAUCGAUCUCCAUGGUUACCAGGAAGAAAUCGGUCGCCACAGCAGCCAAGAGCUCGACUCCGUGGAUACUGGAGAUGAAACACACUACUGCGAUCUUCACGGUUGCCCAAACACAGAUCAUUCAGGGAGGUUUGGGGUGAAGAUUAAUGGUCGGCUGAGGAUUUCCUCCCUCUCUCCUCCUUCCCCUCGAUGUCUGGGUUACACCCUCCUUCCACAGAGACCCUCCACCUUUAGCUUGGACUGGGACGCUCCUUCAGAGGAGCAUGGUUCAACCCAGAGCCCAUCCACCUCUGUUCUUUCUCCUGCAGUGAUAUCAGCGCUGGAAGGGGUGACCUACAUCGCAGAGCAUCUUAGAGCGGAGGAUGCAGAUUUCUCGGUGAAGGAGGACUGGAAGUAUGUAGCCAUGGUGGUAGACCGGAUCUUCCUGUGGAUGUUUGUUAUUGUGUGUCUGCUCGGGACAGUCGGACUCUUCCUGCCUCCGUGGCUCUCCGGGAUGUUUUAGAAACAAACUGGAUCUUAAAAUAAUGAAUAA
Molecule: messenger RNA, 1770 nt
Organism: Larimichthys crocea (large yellow croaker)
Lineage: Eukaryota; Metazoa; Chordata; Actinopteri; Sciaenidae
Product: neuronal acetylcholine receptor subunit alpha-2-like
Exons: 8
Coding region: 64-1740 (558 amino acids)
Biological process (GO): monoatomic ion transmembrane transport
Cellular component (GO): postsynaptic membrane
Molecular function (GO): acetylcholine-gated monoatomic cation-selective channel activity; transmembrane signaling receptor activity
Source: RefSeq, a predicted model, not a curated record